Molecule: messenger RNA, 816 nt
Organism: Carlito syrichta (Philippine tarsier)
Lineage: Eukaryota; Metazoa; Chordata; Mammalia; Primates; Tarsiidae
Gene: MRAP2
Product: melanocortin 2 receptor accessory protein 2
Exons: 4
Coding region: 61-681 (206 amino acids)
Biological process (GO): protein localization to plasma membrane; regulation of adenylate cyclase-activating G protein-coupled receptor signaling pathway
Cellular component (GO): endoplasmic reticulum; plasma membrane
Molecular function (GO): type 4 melanocortin receptor binding; corticotropin hormone receptor binding; signaling receptor regulator activity
Source: RefSeq, a predicted model, not a curated record
GGACUUGCAAAGGAUCACCCGUUUGGAGAGGAAGGUGACGUGUCUUUCUCCACAGGGGAGAUGUCUACCCAGAGGUUAAUUUCUAACAGAACCUCCCAGCCAUCUGCCUCAAAUUCUGAUUACACCUGGGAAUAUGAGUAUUAUGAGAUCGGACCGGUUUCCUUUGAAGGACUGAAGGCUCAUAAAUAUUCCAUUGUGAUUGGAUUUUGGGUUGGUCUCGCCGUCUUCGUGGUUUUUAUGUUUUUUGUGCUGACCUUGCUGACCAGGACGGGAGUCCCACACCCAGACAAUGCAGAGUCUUCAGAGAAGAGAUUCAGGAUGAACAGCUUUGUGUCAGACUUCGGAAGACCUCUGGAGCCAGACAAGGCGCUUUCUCACCAGGGCAAUGAGGAGUCCAGGUCUCUCUUUCACUGCUACAUCAAUGAAGUGGAACGCUUGGACAGGACCAACGCUUGUCACCAGACCACAGCCUUCGGCAGCGAUGUCCAGCUCCAGGAAGCCAUCGGAGGUGGCGGGCGGCCAGAGGAGGAGCUGAACAAGCUUAUGAAGUUUGACAUCCCCAACUUCGUGAACACGGACCAGAACUCCUCCUUUGGCGAGGAUGAUCUGCUGAUCUCGGAGCCACCUAUUGUUCUAGAAAACAAGCCGCUUUCCCAGACCGCCCGCAAAGACCUGGAUUGAGAAACAUGCUCUGCAAAGUAUCUUCCUGAAGAUAUGGAUUCUGUCUUGUGUAGCAAGAAAUCCCUGUCCACCAAAACUGUGUUUGGGAGAGAGAGGCAGAGAAAGAGAGAGAGAGAGAGAGAGAGAGAGAGAGAC